Messenger RNA from Trypanosoma conorhini, 766 nucleotides. RefSeq lists its product as uncharacterized. NCBI's taxonomy places the organism in Eukaryota, Euglenozoa, Kinetoplastea, Trypanosomatida, Trypanosomatidae. The record is from RefSeq and is a predicted model, not a curated record. The annotation marks the transcript as partial. The transcript has a single exon.
ACUGCUGCAGCCAACACGCCCUGAAGGCCCCUGUGGUGAACUGAGUUCUCUCGCGGCCAUCCUGGUCGCUUCGAGUGCCCGUGCUGCCCAAAACACGCGUGGGCGCCCAGCCGGACCCGCGUGCGCAUGCUCGAAAACUUCACCCAGACCGCUUCCCGCCGCGUAUUCCCAUUGCACCGCAACUAUGCAAUACUCCCCACUUUCGGUGCGAGGGGACGCCGGGGCACUUGUUCCCCUGUGCGGCCGGGCGAUCCAAGUUUGGCCUGGAGGGGUUGGAGGCACCCGAGCUCGACAGUUCAGCAUGCAAUUGGCUCGGCUCGCUUGCGGCCGGUUCAGCCUCCCAAGCCCUGAACCGUUUGCCGUCCGUGGCGACAAAUGGGGCGAUUUCUUCUUCAGUUGGAUGCGGGUGGGCCGUCGUUUUUAUAGUUUACUUUCUUUUGCUUCGGCUUCGAAAGCCUUCUUGCUCGCGGUUUCAUGUGCCGAACGAGCCGCAGAUUGCAGCCGGCGUGCCCCAACAGGUCAUCUGGCGAGGAAACGAAUCUGGAGAGAGCCCGGUUUUAACUUCUGCUUCUUUGCGCGGCAUCUAAAGCGUGAUUACCGCGGUUCUUUCAGAAACGCGGCGCGGCCACGCGUGCUGGGGCAGGGCGGUCGCGAUGGGGGACGGCGCGGGGCCACAAGCCAAGGCGGCCGCGCCGAAGUGGCCAGCACCAGUGUUGAUGUUAGCGCACGUUUCCCGCCUAUUAGCGCAGCCGGGCGCGUGGCGUGA